AUGUCUUUCCUUCAUGGAGUUCUUGAGAGUGUGAAGGAUGAUGAGAGCGUUACAACUUAUGAUAUUGAUAGGUCAAAUGACAUUAAUAAUGUUCUUCGCAUUUUACAUGAUAGUGUAGGUAAAGGCCGUAAGGCCUUCCCGGAGGCCGUGCGUCAGGUGGACACAUUUACUGGGAGAGUUACAGGGCAUUUAGGUAAAUAUUAUCAAGAAGUUGAGAAGAAGCAAGGCGAGGACUUAACCACCCAGUUGUCUGGGUGGAAGGGGACCGUAGGGAAGAUCCAAGACGAAGUAAACAAUAUUGAAACUUACAACGUUAAUGUUCUAGAUAGUACAUUGAAAAAUAGACUGAUGCAUGAAAUGAGUGUCAUUCAUAGUAGUGUGUUGUUGCUAAAGAACUCGGCUAAUGAGGAGGUGUUCGGGUUACAGGUGAAACAAGUGGAUUCCACUUUGGUGAAGCAGCGCGAUGAUGUGUUGCAGAAAAUUAAUGAGGAAUGUGCAGUGCUGCAAACGAGGCAAUGUUGCGAAAAUGACAGGGGAAACAAGUCUAAAAGAUGUCGUAGACGGCGUGGGAAAUUACGCCAAGGGUUUGGCGAGGAUGCAUUUAAGACGGCGGUGACGCAGUGGGUUAAGGAUAUUGUAAACACAGAUGAGAGUAUUGUGAGUAGCAAAAUAUAUGAUUAUGUUAUGCAUAACAAGAGCGUUGGACUAUUAGCAAGUGAAAAUAGCAUUCCGGAUAAAGUCAAAAAAGUUAAAGCGGCCAUUAUAGAACAUCUUCCAGGCCACAUGCUUACUGAUAUUCAAGCUAUUGCACAGGAAACGCUGAGAGGGGCAACCGUGAAAAACAUCGACAUGAAGUUUGGACUGUUCGCUAAUCAGAUUGGAAACAAACUUACGGGCGAUGGUUCAUCAAUCGCUGAGGCAGUUCGGAAGAUUCGGCAACACUUGAAUAUAACGCAAAUGGGUCAUCUCAUGCCUAACUCCACAGAUCCUCGUCUCACAAACGCCCUUAAUGCUAUUGCAAAAUCUCUAAUAAACAACUUCAAGCAAGUCGCCGAGGAGCUUAAGCGGUUCCUCGAAAAGUCCAAACUCCACCCAAACCUGGAAAAGGCUAUAGAGAAAGUCAAGGAAAUCGGAGAAAAAAUUAGUAUCGAUGAGCUUGCAAACGGUCCUGGUAAAAAUAUUAAUGAUGCGUUGAAGAUUGUUAAUGGAAAGAUUACUGUGCUCAAUAAACUAUUAAAAGACACGGAGAUCCAGGUUCAAUGGUCGAAAAGCUUAAUGAAAUUCAAGAUGGACUCGUUAAGUUGUAUAAUCUCAAGGAAGAAAAGGAAGGCAGUGGAAUUUGGGAUGAAAGGAAGAAAGCCGAUGAGAAAAUGGAAAAGUUGA
Babesia ovata is the source of this 1383-nucleotide messenger RNA. RefSeq lists its product as uncharacterized. Bases 1 to 1383 code for a protein of 460 amino acids. The transcript is spliced from 4 exons. The record is from RefSeq and is a predicted model, not a curated record. Lineage: Eukaryota; Apicomplexa; Aconoidasida; Piroplasmida; Babesiidae.